AUGGCGUUCUGUGAAAUCAGUGUGGUGUUUUUGGCACUGAUUUCUUGCAGCUCUGCAUACUAUUGUACACUGAUACCUCGCCAGUUGUGCCAGCUUGGAAGUUUCUGCACUUCAGGGAUUUUGGUACCAGGUGUAUUCUGGUGUCCCUCUACCAUGGUUUGCUGUAAACAGCAACCAGAUAUAGACGAAUGCGCGGGUAACACUCACACCUGUGCCGGAAGCUCGGUUUGUAGGAACAUACCCAGCUCCUUCCAGUGCACGUGUUCGCCUGGAUUCCAGUACACUGGGGUUACGUGUGUAGAUAUUGACGAAUGUGCGACCGGGACUCAUAAUUGCGGCCUUAUGAGCACAUGCACCAACAACGCGGGGUCAUACACGUGCAACUGUGGACCGGGUUACUAUUCAAGCGGAACGCAAUGCAUUGAAUAUGCCUGCGGUGUGGUUGGUCCACUUCGGCGUGUGAACAACGGGCAGAACGCAGCCCCGUGCGCCUGGCCCUGGCAACUGUCUAUACGACGGAAUACAGUGAAGCCAAAUCCACCGAGUCUUUUGACUUCUUUCCAUGACUGCGCAGGGACGUUGCUAAGUCCGUACUGGUUCUUGACAACACCCGAGUGCAUUCUCUAUUCUGCGAAAUACAAGGUCACCUCAAACCCCCAGACUGAGGCGUUUGUCGUCGCCGGGGACAACAACAUUAACAUCGACGAAGGCAUCGAGCAGAUCCUGACGAUCAGCAAGAUAUUCAUUCACCCCGACUACCCCAACGUGAACUCUUACGAGGAACUGACCAACUACUUCGGACGGUUUUCUAACACCUCAAAACAAGCGAACGCCUUUGCCUUAGUGAAACUUUCCACCCCGGCUGUGUACAGUGACUGUGUAAAGCAUAUUUGCCUUCCCGAGCCAGAUGAGAAAUUCUGUGAGCAACCAUGCGCAGUAACUGGCUGGGGGUACGACAGUUCAUUCUCGUAUGUCAGUCCACUACAAGAAGCCUACAUGACGGUCUUCACGGCGGACACGUGCAAAGCGUUUGACCUCACCAUACUCGAGAGUUUGACCGAGGUACACCCGGAAAAAACCAUCUGUGCAGCAAGUACUAAUAACGUCUGGCCAUGUCUGGGUGACGACGGCGGGCCUAUCUCGUGUAAAGAGGGUAACCAGUACGUACUGCGCGGGACAUACAGCUACCCCGACAACUGCGGGGACAUGGUCAAGGGCAUCAGCCUCCUGUCAAUAGGUGACGUCAGCAAAGUCGUCACGUGGAUUAAAACAACCAUGAUGUCAAACUAAAUCUCCAGUUUCCCCGGCUCGGUUAUUUGUGGUUAUAAAGGAGAGGCUCUCCUUUUUAACGUAUUUUUAUGCUUUCUGUGACUUAGUUUUUAUUUUUAUAAAUCAGAGUUUCAAAUAAAAUUGCUUUAUUAAUGUAAAAAGAAAAAUUAAACAGCAAAGAGAAUGUGUAUCAGUAAAAUGAAGAAGAAUAAGAAAACUACAUAUGUAAUAAUAUUGAUAAUAUAUAUAUUAUAAACAUUUAAAAUCCCAAGCUUUAUUUAAGAGUGAAACGAAAUUUGCUAUUUUCUUUCAUGUACUAUCAAUACAAUUUUCAUUGAAUCUAAAGGUAUAAGGAUAUGUACUUUUUCUGUGUUGAAAAAUAUAUAUUAAAAAAGCAU
This is a messenger RNA of Gigantopelta aegis, 1667 nucleotides long. Its product is annotated as chymotrypsinogen B-like. Gene Ontology annotation, molecular function: serine-type endopeptidase activity; calcium ion binding. The coding region runs from base 1 to 1290 and encodes 429 amino acids. Lineage: Eukaryota; Metazoa; Mollusca; Gastropoda; Neomphalida; Peltospiridae. The transcript has 9 exons. Gene Ontology annotation, biological process: proteolysis. The record is from RefSeq and is a predicted model, not a curated record.